Messenger RNA from Thermothielavioides terrestris NRRL 8126, 1125 nucleotides. RefSeq lists its product as uncharacterized. Bases 1 to 1125 code for a protein of 374 amino acids. The transcript is spliced from 5 exons. The record is from RefSeq and is a predicted model, not a curated record. Lineage: Eukaryota; Fungi; Ascomycota; Sordariomycetes; Sordariales; Chaetomiaceae.
AUGGCUGCCACCAUUGGCAGGUUAAAGCGCCUUUGUCUUAGCCGCUCAAACCCCGCCCGCCGAUCCAUGAUGCUGCCCUUGUUGAACCACACAUCCACCUCGAGCUCCAAGCUCACGCUGUCACACUACACCCCCGUCCGCCCGGCCCGGGCCGGGGCCCGGGCCCGGGGCCGCCCCGCUCCCGACGCGGACGGCGCGCCACAGAAUUCCUCUUCCCCCGACGGCCGCAGCGUGCUGGUCGCGCUGCCCCAGCACGUCGACGCGUUGCGGCGGCGCUACACGCGCACGCGCAGCAGCGCGCACAACCCCGCCGCCGCCGCCGCCGUCGAUCCGCCCGUGCAGAUCGAGGCGCAGGUGGUGCAGCACGGGUCGGACGAGCACCGGGCGCUGCUGCGGCAGGCGCGCGCGCACCACGCGACGCGGCGCGAGGCGCUGCGCGCCCGCCUCGGCGCCGAGGUCGUCGACGAGCUCGAGGCCGCGCGCGCGCAACUCGAUGUGCUGGAUAAGCAGCUGAGGGAGCUGGAGGAGCAGGUGGCGGAGGAGGGGGGUGUCGGCAGGUUGAAUCUGAAUUUUAGCAAGUUUGGGUUUGAUACCAAGUUGAGGACAUACGUGGAUGAGGCUGCGGCGGGGGAGGAAGGGGAGGCCGGCGGCGGCGGCGGCGGCGUGGCGUCGUCUGCGGCGAGCAGUUACAGCGUGGGCAAGGCGGGUGCGGCGGGUGCGAUGAAGCUGGUGAAGCGGCCGGUUAUCAGGCAGUACUUCCACCGGGGGCUGCUGUGGCGCUCCGCUGAAGAGACCGAGGUGCUCAGCUUCGAGUUGUUCUUCGAUUUGCUUUACGUCGGCAUCAUUGCCAUCAACGGUGACCACGCGGCCGAGGAGGCCGAUGGCCACGAGCUGCUGCGCUUCGUUGUCACUUUCGCCAUGAGCUGGCGGAUAUGGGCCGAUGUCCAGCAGAUCAUCAGCUGGUUUGAGACGGAUGACAUCCUACAGAGGCUUGAAAUCCUGUUUCUGAUCGCAUGCCUUCUGGGACAAACGACGAAUAUGUUGCAGGCAUUUGGGAACGGCCAAGAUUCUUUCACCAAUCUGGUCGCCUUCUACCUGGCCGCGCGGCUGUUCAUAGCCAUCUAA